GCGGAGCUGCGGAGCCACUUGGUCUCCCGCAUCCGUCGGUCCAUUCCAGCGUGCUGUCCAUCUGAACGCGAGCUGCGGGAGCAGCCACGAGAUAGAAGCCGGCUGGCAUGGCAGCAAGCACGGAUGUAGCUGGGCUGGAGGAGAGUUUCCGCAAAUUUGCCAUCCAUGGUGACCCCAAAGCCAGUGGGCAAGAGAUGAAUGGCAAGAAUUGGGCCAAGCUGUGCAAAGACUGCAAGGUGGCUGAUGGAAAAGCUGUGACAGGGACUGAUGUUGACAUCGUCUUCUCCAAAGUCAAGGGGAAGUCUGCUCGGGUUAUCAACUAUGAGGAGUUCAAGAAAGCCCUAGAAGAGCUGGCAACCAAGCGGUUCAAGGGGAAGAGCAAGGAGGAGGCCUUUGAUGCCAUCUGCCAGCUGGUGGCAGGCAAGGAACCAGCCAACUUGGGUGUUACCAAAGCAAAGACAGGAGGUGCUGUGGACCGGCUGACUGACACCAGCAAGUACACUGGCUCCCACAAAGAGCGCUUUGAUGAGAGCGGCAAGGGCAAGGGCAUCGCCGGGCGGCAGGACAUCCUGGACGACAGUGGCUAUGUGAGUGCCUACAAGAACGCAGGCACUUACGAUGCCAAGGUGAAGAAGUGAGCCCCAGGAAGGUCUUCAGUGCUUCUGCCCCCGCCAGAGGCUCAGACCUGGGCUUAAAGGGGCACUUGGAGCAAGAAAGCCUGGUCUCCUCCCUGCUGGACCUGCCACCCAGAGCUUCCUGCCCAGCCCCAUGGGGCCAGUCCACCAGGCCUCUGACCCAGACUACUCUGUGUCCCCUUCUUCCACUCUCGCCUCCCCUGACCUCUGUUGGGGGACAGUCUCUGCCUAUAGCCUCACCACCCUAGCCUGGUCCCGGGCAUGGCUGAUUCCUGCCUGCUUGCCUCAUAUUUAAGCUGCUGCUCUGGCCAAGUGCCUAAUUCUUACCCAGACCUCAAUAAAGACACCUUUUGUACCAA
Dipodomys ordii (Ord's kangaroo rat) is the source of this 994-nucleotide messenger RNA. It is a transcript of the gene Tppp3, whose product is annotated as tubulin polymerization-promoting protein family member 3. The transcript has 4 exons. Gene Ontology annotation, cellular component: microtubule. Gene Ontology annotation, molecular function: tubulin binding. The record is from RefSeq and is a predicted model, not a curated record. Bases 108 to 638 code for a protein of 176 amino acids. Gene Ontology annotation, biological process: positive regulation of protein polymerization; microtubule polymerization; microtubule bundle formation. Lineage: Eukaryota; Metazoa; Chordata; Mammalia; Rodentia; Heteromyidae.